AUGGACGUCCACCAGCAAACAGACAGAUUUAUUGUGGGCAUGUCCAACAGACAGAUCCACGUGUAUGACUUCCGAAAACUGGACCGGCCGGUGAGCAGCAUGGAAAACGGGUUUCGGUUCCAGACGAGCAAGGUCAGAUUUCUGCCGAACGGCCGCGGGUUUCUGCAAAGCUCGAUCGAGGGCAAGGUCUCGCUGGAUCUCUUCGAGGACGCAGAAAAUAAUUAUGCAUUUAAAUGCCACCGUCAGAAGCUUGUGAUCGAGAACGAAAGCGUUGAUCUUGUGAACCCGGUGAAUUGUCUGGAAUUUUUCGACACCGAGUCGCGUUUCUUCACAGCAGGAUCCGAUAGGUCGAUCUGUCUGUGGGACUACAAAACCAAAAAAAGAGUCAAGCAGUACGCCAACUUCGAAAUGAGUAUAGUCGCUUUGGCGUACAACCAGGACAACCACCAGCUCGCCAUAGCCAUGAGCGACGACUCGUACAAGAACAUGACCGGACUGGACGACCAAACAAACAACAAGCCCGCCAUACCGUCGAAGAUUACAACCCGAAACAUGCAUUCAUAA
Messenger RNA from Ogataea angusta, 564 nucleotides. RefSeq lists its product as uncharacterized. Gene Ontology annotation, biological process: mitotic spindle assembly checkpoint signaling. Gene Ontology annotation, cellular component: kinetochore; mitotic checkpoint complex; bub1-bub3 complex. Lineage: Eukaryota; Fungi; Ascomycota; Pichiomycetes; Pichiales; Pichiaceae. The transcript has a single exon. The coding region runs from base 1 to 564 and encodes 187 amino acids. Gene Ontology annotation, molecular function: ubiquitin binding. The record is from RefSeq and is a predicted model, not a curated record.